Pisolithus orientalis is the source of this 1335-nucleotide messenger RNA. RefSeq lists its product as uncharacterized. The record is from RefSeq and is a predicted model, not a curated record. The transcript has 2 exons. Bases 148 to 954 code for a protein of 268 amino acids. NCBI's taxonomy places the organism in Eukaryota, Fungi, Basidiomycota, Agaricomycetes, Boletales, Pisolithaceae.
ACUGAGGUAUAAGUACAUGAGCAUCAAGCACAUGACCGUUGACUCCAACCCGCCGCCUCAACUGAAUACGUGCGAAGAGGGCGAAGAAAGGCAGAGAGUGAAAAGAAAACACGAAAAACAUCCGUGACCGAAAGAGGGCGUUUGCAUAUGAGAGUUCCACGUGCGGAAAGAACCACGCAUCAGAGAGGAAACGGAACAACGACCGAAAAGAAAAGUGACCAUCGAAAACUGAACCCGAGGAGUCGUUCAUCGAUUCCCUCUGAGAAUGGAAGACGCUCAACAUCAUCUCCGCACUACUACUCUCAUAAGUGGUCAUCAAUACGUCCCACACCCAUUUCAUCACAUGAUUUCUUAGAGCCAUCUUAUCUAUAUUCCAAAAACCAAGAAAUGGCUUACGACCCUCGUAUGCACGACCGCACUCCUCUCACUCACCUGCGUACUCAUGUCCCUCUUGUGCGGAUGCGUAUACAUCAUCCGAUUCGCCACUAUGAAAAGCAUCCACAAGGCCACGAGUUGGGCACAGGAGACACAGAGAACCACAACACUCAUUUUGUUGAACGUCUCGGUAAUGUUGGCGUUGCCCAGGAUAUGGUUGGCUUGGUUCAUGAUAUCUUUACCGCCUCUAUCCUCGCCUUUGUAUGGCACUCUGGUUCCACAGCCGAUCCAGUCACACCUUCCCCACUCAGCCCCAACGCAGCAAUUGGCCCCCGGGUGCUCAUCUCAGCCUUUUUCUUCUUGGGCUUUGUUUAUUUUGGCGCGAUCGUGAAGACGUUACAGGGGUAUGGUAGGGUGAGCGGCACGACGAGGGACACAGAAACGGCGAGGGAAACGGGAGACGCCAUCAGGGAAGGGAGGGAUGAAGAGAAGGAGCGAGAGGGGGAGAGGACACGAAAGACGGCCCGGGCAAGGCAGAGUAAACGACCGCGAAAAAGACUGGAAACGCACCUCACAUGAAGAUGAUGGACAGCAAGCGAACCAGAGCCAACUUCUCGGACGUACAACCACGGUGGUGGUAAUGACGAUCGCAGUUCAUCCGCUUUGGACGUCCUUCCGGGUCUCGGGUUGCGCGGUCUAGAGAGUCCACCCGCGUCGGAUGAGCAGGGACGUGAGCAGGAGCGUACUCGAGAUGUGGCUCGUGAUGUCGUCUAUGAAGAAGAAGGUAGUCUAGAGAGUGGUGAGGGGAGAGAGCAUCGUGAUGGAACUGCGAGUGUGUAAGUUGCAGGUGCCCCGUUUUGGGAGAAGAGGGAAAGGGGGCAUGAUAGCAAACGUUACCUAGCACCCAUUCGUGAGUACCUUCAUUGCACCAUCAGGGCACAGCAUGGCGUUGUAUCGUUG